AUGGCGGACCUCCACCGCCAGUUGCAGGAGUACCUGGCGCAGGGGAAAGGGGGCGGCCCGGCGGCCGCGGAGCCGCUGCUCGCGCGGAAGGCGGAGGAGCCCGGGGACGGGCCGGCGGGGGCGUGGCUGGGCCGCGCGGGCCUACCCUGGACCUGGGCGCGGAGCCCUGGGGAGUCGGGUGGCUGCGGCCCGGCGUGCCUGCCCAGCGUGACGCGCGGGCAGCGGCUGGCGGCGGGCGGCGGGUGCCUGCUGCUGGCGGCACUCUGUUUCGGCCUGGCCGCGCUCUACGCGCCGGUGCUGCUGCUGCGCGCGCGCAAGUUCGCGCUGCUCUGGUCGCUGGGCUCGGCGCUGGCGCUGGCGGGAGGCGCGCUGCUGCGGGGCGGCGCGGCGUGCGGGCGGCUGCUGCGCUGCGAAGAAGCGCCGUCCCGGCCCGCGCUGCUCUACACGGCAGCGCUGGGCGCCACGCUGUUCGCCGCGCUGGGCCUGCGCAGCACGCUGCUCACGGUGCUGGGCGCGGGCGCGCAGGUAGCCGCGCUGCUGGCCGCGCUGGUCGGGCUGCUGCCCUGGGGCGGCACCGCGCUGCGCCUCGGCUGGGUCGCCCUGGGCCGCGGCGCCGGCCUCACCAAGGUGCUGCCCGUGUGA
Messenger RNA from Macaca mulatta (Rhesus monkey), 642 nucleotides. NCBI's taxonomy places the organism in Eukaryota, Metazoa, Chordata, Mammalia, Primates, Cercopithecidae. The record is from RefSeq and is a predicted model, not a curated record.